Messenger RNA from Homarus americanus (American lobster), 1669 nucleotides. RefSeq lists its product as uncharacterized. The record is from RefSeq and is a predicted model, not a curated record. Lineage: Eukaryota; Metazoa; Arthropoda; Malacostraca; Decapoda; Nephropidae.
GAACAGUUUAUGUUGUGGUCAUGGCGGGCUGUGAGCCACACCGUAAAGCCUCACAGUGAUGUAGAUUAACAGUUUUCGCAUGACGACAUUAAUAAUUAAGCGGUGUACCUGAACACCAUGAUUGGCACCCAGGAGCGAAGAAUGUCUCUGCGACGUAAGCGCUCUACAAAAGGCACUGAUGCCACAGAAUCCCCAGUAUCAAAGAAGAGUUCGCCAUUAAUGGAAAAUGUGGAUGAUGAAACAUCAGGAAACAGUGUCCAAUCCCAAGUGUAUGAGUUCCAACGAAUCAAUAGUCAGCUACUGCUAUCACCUCGACAGUCUUUCCGCACACCUAAGAUUGAUCAGAAAAGAAGGCUCAGUGAUAAUACCAAACAAACUUUUCACACACCGCAAACAAGGCAGCAAGAGCUGGAAAGUCAACAACAACAUUCACCAGACACACCAUUCAUCUGUAGUCAGCUGCAUGGGACUCAAGAAUGUGAAGUUGUGUGGGACUGUAACUCACCUGGCUACUCCAAAGAUGACCUGAAGCGCAACUCACAACUAGAGGAAGAUGAGCAAGGAGACAGUAAGGCUUGUCAUCAUGUCAGUACGAAAACAACACGACGUGCUAGCGAAAUCCUCGAUGAUGAUCUCUUUGAAGAUGAUGUCCUUUCAGUAAUAGAUGAAGUGGAAUCUCAGUAUGGUAGCCAGCAAGCACAGUCUGAGAUGGCCAGCUCCCAGCCACUCAUAUGCACAAAAGAUGAGAUUACACGUAAGAAAGAGGCAGCUCAACGGUUACGUGAAGAGAAACAGAGAGGACGUAAUCAGUUGGGAAGAUAUCGACCUGUUUAUUAAUCCUUCAUCGUGAACUAAAGAAUUUUAUUUUCAUUUACCAAAGUCAUAGUAAAUAUAUUAUCCUGUUUUUAAUCAUAUUUACAUCAUAGUUUUUUUAUUUUCAUACUGAACAGUACAGGUAUCACUCUCUUCAUGAACGUUCACAGUACAGGUAUCACUCGCUUCAUGAACGUUGAGGAUACAAAAAUUUACUUUACAAAUUUCCUAAAUCUAACACAUGCUUUACCUGCCUAUAUAAAUUUGGACUGUAGCAGAAAUUCAAAUAGCAUGCCCCCAGAAGUCAGCUCGGGCAACCAUCGUGGAGAGAUGGGCAGAGACGUAUUCUCGCUCAGUGAUUACAACAAACCCCCAGCCCUUUGUAUUUCGUUCUGCCAUUCCACACCCCUUUGGUGAGCUCUGACUAUGCACCCUUAAGGUAAUCACUCCCGCUAUUCAGUUCAUUUGUUUGAACUCACAGCUCUGGGAGGUGAAGAGCUUAUUUAAGAGUUACACUUAACACCAAGUUGAACUCGUCCCUGUAGUCACAUCCCUCUUGCUACCAGGUCAAUCUACACUAUGGUUAUUAUUCAUCUCAUAAUUUGGGGUAGAUAAACUUCCUUUAUUAUUAUUUUUUUUACUCAGUUACAUGCACGCACACUCCUACAUACAUAAUAUGUACAAAUAUAUAUACUGUAUAUAUCAUAAGGUCUAAAACAUAAAGGAAUAAACAUGUUUGACAGUUAGCGCCGAAGGUCUAGUGAAGUAUUUAUUUGUUUAUUUAUGUUUUUUGCUUAUAAAAUGUCAUAGAAGUGACUGGGGAAAAUAUAAUUUACAUUGCUGGAAUUCUUAUAAG